Messenger RNA from Tripterygium wilfordii, 819 nucleotides. Its product is annotated as protein GLUTAMINE DUMPER 3-like. Gene Ontology annotation, biological process: regulation of amino acid export. The transcript has a single exon. The coding region runs from base 89 to 595 and encodes 168 amino acids. The record is from RefSeq and is a predicted model, not a curated record. Lineage: Eukaryota; Viridiplantae; Streptophyta; Magnoliopsida; Celastrales; Celastraceae.
CACCUCUCAAAACCUACUAGUCUACCACUCUUAUAUUCUCACUAAAUUUAUUAAUUAAUCUCUCUCUCUCACACGCAACAAUCACCAAAUGGCAGCAAGAGAACCAUUCAACGUGACGGGGACGGCGGGGGCGGCGGCGACUCCGCAACACUCGCCGUGGCAUUCGCCGGUGCCGUACUUGUUCGGCGGAUUGGCUGCGAUGCUUGGGUUGAUUGCGUUUGCUUUAUUGAUCCUGGCAUGUUCAUACUGGAAGCUGUCCGGGUACUUGGAGGGCGGAGAGGGAAGCGGUGACGGAGAGCGAGAUUUGGAGGCCGGAGAGGGAGGCAAGGGCGACGACGUCCAGAAGGUGCCGGCGGUGAUGGAGGAGAAGAUAUUGGUGAUUAUGGCUGGGCAAAUGAAGCCGACUUACUUGGCUACCCCAAUGUCAAGUAGAACGUGGUCUUUUGGUGAUGGGAGUGAGAAGAGCUGCUGCUGCGAUGAAAAACAGUGUGAGAAAGAAAAGAGUGGUGAUGGAGGGGUUGAGUUGGUUAAACAGGAGGGUGAUGUUCAGGUACGGAUAGGGAGUAACAAUGAAUCAUCAGAUCAAACCCAUUGAAUUUCUCUUUCCAUUUUUCGAGUUUUUUGUUUUCUUUUUUCCCAUCUUUCUUGAUGGGUUCUUGGGAUAGGGCAGCUUUUUUUUGUGAGGGAUCUGUAUCUGUAUAAUGAUGUUAUGAAAUGUUGAAGAGUAGUGUUCACUUCCUUCUCUUUCGGGAAAUGUAAAUUUGAUGGAGAUUGAAUGGAAAGAUUAGUUAAUCACUGAAAUCUUACGAUGUUCUUCAA